CACAUCCUGCCGUGGGUUGGCACAACCUGCGUGAAAUUGUUUAUGUCUGGCAGUCGGAUCCACCUGGAAUAUUUGUCUAUUUUCUUUGCAUUUGUUAUGAUUUCGGUGGGCCGGAUUUUAUUUUAGCACAGGCAGGUAACCCACUCGCGGCAGAAAGAUCGCAUUCCGCGACUUUCUGUUCUUCUGGAGCAUUUUCGAGGCGGAAAAUGCAACCGCUCUGGAGCUGUCUGUAAUGGACGACGGUUGACCAUUCAGUUGACAAUAUAAAUCGUGCUGCUGCUCGAUCAACAUGAUCUGCCGAUACAGCCAGAUAUUAUUUGUAACCCUAUUGGCGCUUCCCUUUGCAGCACCAGCAGAAAAUCUUCAAGCUCCGAGAUUCAUUUCUCAGCCAGCGUCACCCAGUAGCAUAGUUAGUGAGGGCAGAACAAAAAUUUUGCAAUGCCAGGCUCAAGGCAAUCCACGACUGGAAUUCCGGUGGCUCAAGGAUGGCCACCCGUUGACUGAUUUUUUGCCAGAACACUUUUACAAGAUCCAAAGCUUGAGACGAGAAGACGCAGGCAACUAUAGUUGCAUAGCUCGGAACGAAGUCGGAGCUAUUUUCAGCAACAAGUUUGACGUCUCUGUUGCUUAUAUGGGCCAGUUUGAAGAUGUGGAGGAGAAAACUCAAGUUGUUCAGUACGGGAGUGCGGCUAUUUUAGAUCUCCCCUUGAUCGAAAGCCACCCACUUCCCUCCGUCACCUGGCAAACUGAAGAUGCGCCGGUGCCAUAUGAUAGGAAAUAUGUCGUCACUUUGAAAAACCAGCUUGUGAUUUUGGCAGCUGACGAAGAGGAUGAGAAAUCGUAUCGUGUCAGGGCCACUAACACUCAGCUAGGAAAAGAGGAGAACAGUGGCUUCAUUAGACUAGCGGUUGACAAGGACAGCGCCAAGGGCUACCUCGAUGAAAAUGAGGAUAACGACCAACCAGCAAUUAUCAUCGGGCCCUCGGAUCUGCGCAUCAUCAAGGGUCAAAGUUCGGCAGACUUGGAGUGUGUGGCCAACUCUAGGUACUUACAUGAGCUGAGCACCAUUUGGCUGAAGGAUGGAAUUCCUCUGGAAAAUGCUGGGAUUCAAUUCAGCCUCAACGACGUAUGGAAUCGAACUCUGUCUCUUUUGAACAUUGAACCUGGACACGGAGGCCAGUAUGUCUGCAAGGCAAUGCUGAGGAGCAACAGAGGCAAUCAGCCCAUUGAAGUUGAAGCAAGCGCAACCAUUUCUGUGCUAGAAAAGCCCAUUUUCACGGGCAAUCUCCGUCCAGAGUUCUACAGUGAUUUUGCUUCCUCUGUGAAUCUGCCCUGCCACGCAAUUGGCGUACCGACCCCUCAAAUUGUGUGGUACCGCAACACUGAACCCCUCAGCAUGCAAAUCGGCUCCAGAUUUGAAGUCCAGGACGAUGGAUCUCUGAUGAUUAAAAGCGUAGCGGUUGAGGACGCAGGCAUGUUCCAGUGCCUGGCCAAAAAUGAAGCUGGAGAGGUGUCCAUGUACACCUGGUUGCGAGUCAAAACGUCGGCUCCGACUUUGACAAUGCCGCCGACAAAUGUGACAGUUCUGGCUGGAAAAGAUGCUACAAUCAAUUGCAGAGCAAAGGGCGCUCCUGCUCCAACAACCACUUGGAAAUUGAAAGAUGGAGAAACUUUGCGUGGAACUCAAGAUAGAUUUUCAGUGCUUGAGUCUGGAGACAUUUUGAUCUCUUCAGUCCAAAGUGCUGACGCUGGCGAGUACACUUGCAUCCAGUCAAAUGAAGCGGGACGGAACGAGAGCUCUGCUUGGCUGAUUGUACUCGUGCAACCUCAAAUUUUGCAACCACCUGCAGACACCAAAAUCAUACUUGGACACACGGCCACUUUCCAGUGCAAAGUAUCCAGUGAUCACUCUCUACCGUUUUCAAUAACAUGGAAGAAAAACGGACUGCCUAUUGAUACAUCUCGAACAUCAAGAAUCCAACAAACUCCCAAUGGCACUUUGGAAAUAAAGGAAGUACGAGCGGGUGACGUUGGCGAGUACACUUGCUUCCUGAACACAAGUGGAGGAAAUGACUUCCGUUCGGCAAAACUGAUGGUCAUUGAGCUACCCUACGCACCUGGUGCUGUUGCAGCCUACAAAAUUGAGGGCACCAAGAAGGUCAACGUCUCUUGGACGCCUGGUUUUGACGGAAACAGCCCCAUUUUGAAGUACAUCGUGCAGAAACGAGAGGUGCAAAAUAAUGAAUUGCUUCCACUUACUCAUCACUCUUGGACAACUGAGUUGACAAACAUCAGUGCCACCGCAAGAUGGGUGGUUUUGCCAUUCUUGAAGGCAGCUGCUUCAUACCAGUUUAGAGUGAGUGCCAUCAACAGCGUCGGAGAGGGAAAUCCGUCUGAUCCCAGUGGGAUCGUUGCUCUCCCUCAAGAACGUCCCUCUGGCCCACCUCAAGGUUUAGUUGGAUCGGCUCGUUCAGCUUCGGAAAUCAUAAUCCAAUGGCAGCCACCUGUCGAGAAGCAUCACAAUGGUAUUCUGAUGGGCUAUUUGAUCCGGUAUAGACUGUACGGCUACAUUGACAGCCCCUGGUCUUACCGAAAUGUGACCAAUGAGGCGCAGCGUAAUUAUCUCAUUCAAGAACUGAUUACUUGGAAAGACUAUGAAAUUCAAGUGGCAGCUUACAAUGACAAAGGCGUUGGUGUUUAUUCAGACAGCAUCAAAAUAAAAACUAAAGAAGGAGUCCCCGAAGAUGCACCAAGUAAAGUUCGAGCAACGGCAUUGAAUUCGACAGCUGUGCAGGUUUGGUGGACGCCUCCUGACCCUCAGAAAAUCAAUGGAAUUAAUCAAGGCUACAAACUCCAAGCCUGGAAAAGUGAGUUAUUCCUUAAAUUCUGUUGGCUUUAUAAUUACUUAAAAUUUAUUACAGAUACAAUCAGUGAUACUUCGGAACAUAUCAUCAAGACUGUGCCUCCCAAUUUGCUGGACCCCUUGGCCGAACAAAUGACGGUUUUAGAGAACCUAGAUAAAUAUGCACUCUACCAAAUCACUGUACUUUGCUUCACUGACCCUGGAGAUGGAGACAAAAGUGAGCCUAUUCAAGUUCACACCCUAGAAGAUGUUCCUGGGCCUGUUGCUAAGUUUCAGUUUGAUGAAGUAAGUGACAGAGCGGUGACUGUUUCUUGGGGAACUCCUCCGAAUCCAAAUGGAAUUCUCAUUGGUUACACCCUCAAGUACAUGGUGAAAGAUAAGGCAGAAACUGAAAAGGUUCUGGAACUCCAUGACAACACUACUUCUCUGAGAAUUGAAGGAUUGCAAGCCACCACCCACUACCGCUUUGAAAUCAAAGCACAGACCGCUGUAGGUCUUGGAGAAGCAUCCUCCGCCACAAUUCAGUCUGGCAUCGAGCCGGUUUUGCCCACAGCACCUACGCAUUUAGCUGUAACGAAUAUUGAAGCAUUUUCCGUAAUGCUACAAUUUACCCCCGGAUUUGAUGGAAACUCUUCAAUUAUCAAGUGGAUUGUAGAAGGACAAACUUCAAGAGCAACAACUUGGAGUGUGCUGCAGGAAGUGUCUGAUCCAGAUGCUAUGACAAUUUUUGUGAAAACCCUGCUGCCAUUCAUGCAAUACAAACUGAGACUAACAGCUGUGAAUGUUGUCGGAGCUUCACCUCCAUCAGAGCCAACCAAAGAUUUCCAAACCAUUCAAGCACCACCAAAGCACUCUCCUAAGAAUGUUACAGUCCGUGCUGUCAGCGCUACAGAGCUACGAGUGCGUUGGAUUCCGUUGCAUCAGCUAGAGUGGUUUGGAAACCCAAGAGGCUACAACAUCACUUGCUUUACUUUGGAUGGAAUUGCCAAAAUUUUUAUCAUUGAAGACCACACGGCCAACUCUUAUGUUUUAUCGCAUCUGGAAGAAUUCACUGAGUACUCAGUUCAGAUGAGUGCAUUCAAUGACGUCGGUGCUUCAGGAUUAAGUCCACCUGCCAGAGAACGAACUCGUGAAGCAGCCCCUUCUUCCGGUCCAAAUCACGUGGAAGCUAAUGCAACCUCGUCAACUACCAUUGUAGUGAAGUGGGGUGACAUACCAAAGGGAAAUGAAAAUGGAAUUAUUGAUGGCUACAAAGUUUUCUAUGGAGCACCAAAAGUACCAUUUAAGCACAAGGUAAUACCCAAGAAUACUACACACACUACAACAUUGACGGAGUUGAAGAAGUAUGUGUCAUAUCACAUUCAAGUGUUGGCCUACACUAGAUUGGGUGAUGGCGUUUUGAGUAUGCCACCAGUUGCUGUGAAAACUUUUGAAGACACGCCUGGACCUCCGUCUAAUGUCUCAUUCCCUGAUGUUUCCUUUUCAACGGCAAGAAUUAUUUGGGAUGUGCCGGAGGACCCCAAUGGAGAAAUCCUGGCGUAUAGAGUUUCUUAUCACUUGGAGGAAAACAUCAGCUUCAACUAUUCAAGGGAAUUCCCACCUUCAGACCGGACAUUCAGAGCCACAGAACUGGAACCCGAGCAGUAUUACUUGUUCUCCGUCCGAGCACAAACUCGUCUUGGCUGGGGUAAAACCGCACAAGCUUUGGUCUACACCACCAACAAUAGAGAGCCACCAGAGGCACCAUCAAUGCCUCAGAUCAGCCGAAGCCAAGUUCAAAGUGAGCAAAUCAUCUUCAGUUGGACACCUGGCAGAGACGGUUUUGCUCCGUUGAGGUACUACACGGUGCAAAAGGCAGAGGGAGCUGACGGACCAUGGCUCACUGUUGGAGAACGAGUGGAUCCACAACUCACCUACUAUACAGUGACGGAAUUGAAACCCUUCACAGCCUACAAAUUUAGAAUCCAAUCAACAAAUGAUCUGGGACCGAGUGGUUGGAGUCCUCCGUCAGCUCUCUUCAAGACUCUCCCUGCAGCUCCUAGCCAGGCAGUGAAGAAUUUGAAAGUUGUUCCAAUCACCACCACCAGUGUACGAGUUCAAUGGGAACCCAUUUCUGAUACUUUCUGGAGUGGAGAUCGCCAGACUGGUGGAUACAAAAUUACUUACCAGCAGUUUUCGCAUUAUCCGACAGCGAUGCAAGCUUCACCGAGUAUUCAAGUUCCAGGUGUUUCGACUAAAGAGGCAAUUCUUGAUGACCUUUUGAGAGACAACACUUAUGAGAUCAUUGUUAUUCCCUACAACUCUCAAGGAUUGGGCCCUGCCUCAACUCCUGCAACAGUCUAUGUCGGAGAGGCGGUUCCAACCGGCAAACCUAGAGACAUUACUGCAGAGGCAGUUUCACCUACAGAAGUACAUCUCAGUUGGAAACCACCUCCUCAAGGCCAGCAAAAUGGAGAGCUUCUGGGUUACAAGAUCUACUACGUUGUAACUGAUCAACCAGCCCUUGAAAACACCAAGGACUACAAAAAGCCAGUUGGUGCCGAGCAGGAACUGGAAGUGGUCGCAGCUCCUAGUACAAGCCACAGUUUGGUCUUCCUCGACCAAUACACCACAUACCAAAUCAACAUCGUCGCCUUCAACCCGGCUGGAGAUGGUCCUCCCUCAUCCCCAGUGACAGUCACUACACUCGAAGGUUUGCCAGGACCGCCUGCCAACCUGACGUUUGUUGAUAUCACAAUGACAAGUCUCUUGGUGACCUGGGACCCCCCAGUCAACAGAAAUGGAAAGAUAAUGGGCUACGUUGUUUCUUAUGAAACUGCUGAAAAUGACGAACGUUACACCAAACAAGUGAAACAAAAGGUUUCCGACGCCACCUUUUUGCUUAUACAAGGGCUCGAGGAAGAGGUCAUGUACACAUUCACUGUCAGGGCUUUGACAUUUGAAUAUGGUCCUGCUGCCACUGCAAAUGUCACCACCGGCCCUCAGGAUGGUUCACCUGUCUCUGUGCGAGAACUCUCGCUCACCCGAACACUGGCAUCAGUAGAACUAAGCUGGGUGAAUGGGGUGUUUGUUAAGCAGCCUAUCCUAGGCUACUAUAUUGAGAGCCAAAGGAAAGAUGACGUCCGUUGGCAAAUAGUGGCAAAAACGAAGGGUGGCCCUUCCAGAGAGUUUUCUGUUUCAUACCAAAAUUUGCUCCCUUCAACCUCUUAUAAAUUCAGAGUGAUUGCUUACAACAAAUUUGGAGUCAGCUAUCCAACCUAUAGCAAAGAAAAUGUCAUUACGCCUUCAAAGCUCUACCUGGAGUAUGGUUAUCUCCAGCUGAAACCCUUUUAUCGUCAAUCCUGGUUCAUGGUGGUUUUGGCAGCUAUGUCAGUUAUCAUCAUUGUGGCGGUCAUUGCCGUGCUCUGUGUUAAAAGCAAGAGCUAUAAAUACAAACAAGAGGCACAAAAUAACUUUGAAAAGUCUAUUAAAGCAGACGGUGAUGACAUAAACGAUCCUUCCAUGGAAAUGUCUACAGAUGUCCCAUACCAGGCAUACUCCCAGAGCCUUCUUGGGUCAACUAGAGGGAGAAAUAGAGCAAGUGCCGUCUUUGGUAAAACUCCGCCUCGUCCGCGACCAGCAAGUGUUGCCUACAACAGCGAUGAUGAUAGUGUCAAGGGGUAUGACGAAAACCCUGAUGACAGCAGUGUCACAGAGAAACCGUCUGAACUCAGCUCAACUGACUCACAGGAAACUGAGAGUGACAACGACAGUGAGGGAACUCCUCCGCCCUCUUUUGUGAACCACUACGCCAACAUCAAUGACUCUCUGCGGCAGUCCUGGAAGCGUCAGAAACCAAUCAGGAAUUAUUCGAGUUACACCGAUUCUGAGCCCGAGCCGUACAUUUCAACUCAACCGAGGGGCUCGGACUACGAGGCGGCUUCUUCUUCUGCGGCAGCUUCGAUACUUAAUGGCGGCCAAAUAGUUAUGAAUAACAAAGCCAGGUCAAGGGCACCCUUGCCUGGCUUCUCAUCCUUUGUAUGAUAAGGUAAUAGAUCUGCUAGACUUGAUACUACUCGAAGUGCUCUUAAAUUAAAUGCCUUUCGAUCGCACCGCACUCACAAUCUGAAUCUCAACGAGCUUGUGUCCAAUAAUGUGCAUUUUCCCAAUUUCUUAACAAUAAACGUGAUCUCUGACCAAAAUAAAACGAGAGCGAGUGCGGUAGGUUUAUAUUUUGUAAAGUCGCUUUACAUAAAAUGUGAAAGAAAGAAAGUCUUUUUAUCCUUUCUUCUCCGACUCUGUCCUUUUAAAUAACUCCCAAGAAUGCGAUGUUGAUUGAAAUAACAACAUUCCGUCCUUUUCCCUGCAUUUCUUUAGUUAAUGCAAUAUUAGUUUCUUAAUUUUAUUCAACCCCAGACUGAGGCAGCUAUUUAUGUAAAACGCUACUUUUUAAGUUCUUGUAGUUUUUAUCAAGAUGAUUUUAUGUGGCCAUGGCUUACGUACUUUUGUAUCGUCAGUUUUAAAUGUAUAGAAACUUGAAUAAAUAUAGCAUUGACUUUAUUAGAAACUA
Messenger RNA from Neocloeon triangulifer, 7412 nucleotides. It is a transcript of the gene sdk, whose product is annotated as protein sidekick. NCBI's taxonomy places the organism in Eukaryota, Metazoa, Arthropoda, Insecta, Ephemeroptera, Baetidae. The record is from RefSeq and is a predicted model, not a curated record. Gene Ontology annotation, molecular function: protein binding. The coding region runs from base 290 to 6886 and encodes 2198 amino acids. The transcript is spliced from 28 exons. Gene Ontology annotation, biological process: cell-cell adhesion.